Molecule: messenger RNA, 1834 nt
Organism: Girardinichthys multiradiatus
Lineage: Eukaryota; Metazoa; Chordata; Actinopteri; Cyprinodontiformes; Goodeidae
Gene: tube1
Product: tubulin, epsilon 1
Exons: 14
Coding region: 122-1720 (532 amino acids)
Biological process (GO): mitotic cell cycle; microtubule cytoskeleton organization
Cellular component (GO): microtubule; cytoplasm
Molecular function (GO): GTP binding; structural constituent of cytoskeleton
Source: RefSeq, a predicted model, not a curated record
UCUGUGCAGCUGCUGCCAUGACUCAGUCAGUUGUUGUCCAAGUGGGACAGUGUGGAAACCAGGUCGGCUGCAGAUUCUGGGACCUGGCUCUGCGCGAGCACGCACACGUCAAUAAGGCAACAUGGGAUCCGCUGUGCCCACGCUGCACAGUUGUAGCACACAUCUCCCAGUGCCCUGCUGGCUCCACCCCUUCCUCUGGGUGCUCCACACCAUCCACCACGACCAGCCGACCACCAACAUGCCAUCCGCCUCCACGACCGGGGCCACUGUACCUAGAGGAUUAUACGACGAGGCCCUGAGUAGCUUUUUCCGGAAUGUGGAUUCGAGGAAAAGUUCUAGUGGAGCAUGUUGUGUUGGAGGGAGGAUCCAACGUCUGAAGGCCAGGGCGGUCCUCAUUGAUAUGGAGGAGGGCGUGGUCAACGGGAUCCUGCAGGGCCCACUGAGGGAGGUGUUUGACAGCACUCAGCUCCUCACAGACGUGUCAGGUUCAGGCAACAACUGGGCUGUUGGCCACCUGACGUACGGCUCGGCCUAUAGAGAGUCAAUAGUGAACACACUGAGAAAGACUGCAGAACACUGUGACUGUCUCCAGUGCUUCUUUCUUAUUCACUCAAUGGGAGGAGAUGUAAUCUCCAGAUACCUGAUCGUGCCAUGUUCUUCUGCUCCAACAAGUAUACACGGCAAUGUGUCUAUCAACUCCAGGACAAAAACAAAAGAGCUUGUGAAGAUACUGGCUGAAGAUGGUACAGGGUCCGGUCUGGGGACCAGAGUACUCAGCCUGCUGGAAGAGGAGUUUUCUGAUGUUUGUCGCAUCGUCACCACCAUGUAUCCAUCAGCAGAAGAUGAUGUCAUCACUUCUCCUUACAACAGUGUCCUUGCUAUGAGAGAGCUGACAGAACAUGCUGACUGUGUCCUGCCUGUGGAAAACCAGUCUUUGGUGGACAUUGUGAACAAGAUCAGUCUUAUGUCUCAUGGUGCAAAGCCUGGGUGUGUGCUAAAGAAGGACUGCACUGUCACCUCAGGACAUGGCUCGCUCAGUCCAACAGAGAAGCCCUUUGAUGCAAUGAAUAACAUAGUGGCUAACCUGCUGCUCAAUAUUACCAGUUCUGCACGGUUUGAGGGCUCUCUCAACAUGGAUCUGAAUGAGAUUGCCAUGAACCUGGUCCCCUUCCCGCGUUUACACUACCUAGUGCCCAGCCUCACACCCCUGUACACGCUGGCAGAUGUCAACAUUCCCACUAGAAGAUUGGAUCAGAUGUUUAGCGACGCCUUCAGUAAAGACCACCAGUUAAUCCGAGCCGACCCUAAGCACAGCCUCUAUUUGGCUUGUGCUCUCAUGGUCAGGGGCAACGUGCAGGUGUCUGAUCUCCGCAGGAACAUCGAGAGACUGAGACCAUCCCUGCCGUUUGUGUCGUGGAAUCAGGAGGGUUGGAAGACGGGACUGUGUUCGGUUCCUCCUGUUGGACACUCCCACUCCCUGCUAGCGUUGGCCAACAACACCUGUGUGAAGCCCACGUUCAUGGAGCUGAGAGAGCGCUUUACAAAGCUCUACAGGAAGAAGGCUCACUUACACCACUACCUUCAUGUAGAUGGGAUGGAGCAGAGCAUCUUCUCUGAGGCUUUGUCCUCACUCGAUGCACUGAUUGAUGAGUAUCAUCAACUGGAUGCUACAAAAGCCAGAAUCACACCUGACGCACCCAGACUCUCCAUCGCUAGAUGAACAUCCACUCAGACUUUUCAGAAAAAAACUAUCUCACUAUCAAACUCAACCUUUGUAAAUUUGACAUAUUAUUUAAUUUAUAACGUGAAUAAAAAGUUCUUUUUGUAUAAAUAA